Molecule: messenger RNA, 2031 nt
Organism: Dibothriocephalus latus
Lineage: Eukaryota; Metazoa; Platyhelminthes; Cestoda; Diphyllobothriidea; Diphyllobothriidae
Source: the annotation of a GenBank genome assembly
AUGGAGGACGCGUACGCUGACUUAAAGAUAAUGUUGCAGCAGCAGCUGAGGCUGAUGGAAACUCUAACCAUGAAGCUCUCCACCUCAUCCACGGGCCAAUUGAGUUCUGUUGGUGACUCACAAUCCGCUCACAUUAUUCUACCCAAGGAUCUUCGAGAUGUUUCAUUCAAGGACGCGUCGAAGACGUUGUCGUAUAUUUUUGGUGAGCAGUUAUCCCUGUUCAACACUCAAUUUCAGUGGCUGCAACUGUGCAAAAGGGAGUCCGGCGAUUUCACCACGCACGCCGGUACUGUCAAUCGCGUGUGUGGGUGUUUUCAGCUCGUUUCUUUCACAGAGGACCAAUUAAAAUGUCUCAUAUUCAGCUGCGGUCUCCAGUCCCCCGAGGAGGCUGAUAUCUGGACACAUCUUAUGUCCCAAAUGCAACAGAACAGCUCAGUCACCCUCCAAGAACUCAUUGCCAAAUAUCAAACACAGAUCAAUCUCAAACAUGAUUCGGCCAUGACCCAAGGCAUUUUUACUAUCUGUCCAGUCAGUGCGGUCGCAGCUGCUAAGCCACAUCCGGUUAUGCGGUCCAAACAAUCCCCAAGGCAAAAUCCCCGCCCUCCCCGUAUCAGUAUAGUGGCGCGUGGCAUUUCCAUUUGGAUUGCACAGUUUGGCAACAUCGUUUUCAGAACUUUAAUCAGAUGGGGCACCAUGCUGGGUUCUGCCAAUCCUCAAAUGUAUAAUCCUGGGUUAAACUUCUUUUGCAAUGAGAUUCUUAAUCGUACGCAGGGUUCAGGAUCCAUCUCCAUUUUGGAGUUCAACAAGGAAGGGACCCAUCUCGCCUACGGUAACUCUGAUGGUAUCCUGAGCAUUCUGGAGUUGGGACAAAGUAAAUCUGACAAUGGCUAUUCAACCCAUGUGUGUUCCAAGCCAUAUCAAUCCUUCUUAAAACGAACAAUUAAACUUUGGCGUGUUACCGAAGUCGCCCUUCGUGAGAUGACAAAUAUGAAUUUUCCAACUGAGUCCGGUUCAAGGAGAAAGGUCGUUAUCCGUUCUAACUCUGACUUGAAAGUUCCGCUGUGGACUGUACAGUCCGAGAAUAAAGUUGUCCGUGUAUAUAACAAGAAGGUCUUUGCACGUGGCCAUGGGUUCUCUCUUACAGGACUUUCUACCUUUUCCGACCAAGAAACAUUUCUGUCGUCUGAUCCGUUGAGGAUCAAUCUAUGGCAUUACGACAUUGACUCGGAGGCAUUCACUAUUGUGGAUCUAAUGCCGGACCGAAUUGAAGAUAUUACUCAUUUAAUAACUAGUCUGACGACCUCCCCGAAAACUCCCUCUCUCUUUGCUUACAGCACGAAUAGAGGAUCUGUUCGUGUUUGCGAUCUGCGAGCCGCUGCGCUAUGUGAUCAACCAGCGAUAUCUGUGGACAACCUACCUUCUACUGAGCAAAAUAUGGUUUUAAUUCUUCUGAACUCCAUUGCCGACGUGAAAUUUCUUAACAACUCUGAUCGCCACCUCGUUACACGUGACUUUAUGACCGUGAAAGUCUGGGACCUUGCAAUGCCAUCAGCCCCUGUUGAAGUUUAUCCCGUGCAGUCUCACCUCCGGCCUUAUUUAAACAGCAUAUGUGAAACAGAGCUGCUUUUCGACGACUUCAAGUUAUCCCUCUCUUCGGAUGAUCGAUAUAUUUUUACCGGUUCCUACCAGGAUGAAGUGCGCAUUAUCGAUAGAUCUAUGUCUGGUACCGGAACUUACAAACUGAAAAUGGAAUGUGAUGAUUCACCUUUCUACUCAAACUUUUAUAACCAGGCGGACCUGGGAGCUUCCUCACCUGACUCAGCGCCUUGGCCCCGUCCACUGACUUCGGAGUUGAUACAACCCCCCGAGGAUGACGUAGAGGGCAAUUUCCCAAUAACGUCUCUCUUCUCCCCAACAAAUGUCAAAAAAUGGAUAAGCGUAUCUUGGUGUCCGAACUCUCUGGUUGCCGCAACCUGUCAUGCUGAUGCCAUUCACAUCAUCGAGGGCGUCGAAAAUGAGGUCCACAUGUGA